Molecule: messenger RNA, 414 nt
Organism: Oncorhynchus nerka (sockeye salmon)
Lineage: Eukaryota; Metazoa; Chordata; Actinopteri; Salmoniformes; Salmonidae
Product: alpha-amylase-like
Exons: 3
Coding region: 1-396 (131 amino acids)
Biological process (GO): carbohydrate metabolic process
Molecular function (GO): cation binding; alpha-amylase activity
Source: RefSeq, a predicted model, not a curated record
AUGAACUCUGCCUUGUUGGCCGCAGAUCGGCAGUUCCAGAGGCUACCGGAGACCUGGAACUCCGCGUGGAGGUCGUGUCGCUGGGACCACCAGAUUAGGGUGGCGCGGCCAUGCGGUGUGGAAGCGUUUGUAUGUUACAAUGAUAUCAACCAGGUGCGUGAUUGUCGUCUGGUGAGUCUGCUGGAUCUCGCCCUAGAGAAAAACUACGUCAGAGAAAAGGUGGCCGACUACAUGAACAAGCUGAUCGACAUGGGAGUGGCCGGGUUCAGAGUGGACGCCAGUAAACACAUGUGGCCCGGCGACCUUGCUGUCAUCUACGGAAGUCUGCACAACCUCAACACCCGCUGGUUCAACGGGGGAUCCAGACCCUUCCUGUUCCAGGAGGUAAUUAUGUAACUCCUUGUUUUUCUAGUA